CACCUUUUCCUCCUUUAUUCAGACGUUUGUUUCACUGGCAGCUUGUUGGUUCAUCCUGCUGCUCAUCAUCAUCCUCCACAUCUACUGUGUGUCCAAGUGUACCAGAUCUCUACCAAAUUGUGUGUUUCAUGCUGGAUAGCGACACUCCAGGACCAGGACCUAUCUUUUACUUUUAGGAGCUUUUAAAAAAAAAUUCUAACAAAAUUGUCUUUGCUGUAAUGACUAGUUCUGUUGAUGGUGGUCACUUACAAACACAUGUUGACUUUAAAAUCUUCACAUCAUCUGAAAUGUAGAACUGUUUUAAAUAUCUAAACGUAAAACAAGUUUUUUUUUUAUCUUUUACUGAUUAACAUCACUAGAAAAAGGAUUUACUGAUGUACUGAGACAAAAAAUUACAAACUUUGGGGUUUUCUAAACCCGACUAUAAAAUAAGUCUGCAGUUAAACUGCUGAUUAAAAACUCAUAAAUACAGUUUAUUGUUGUGGAUGCAACUGGAAUAAGCAAAAAAUGUUCUACUGCUAUUUUUCCACUCUGAAUUCCAAACACUCUUUUCUUUUUGCAGAUAUCUCUGUUAUUUCUGACAAAAACACAAAACAAAAGGCAGAAAUUAAAAACCUGAAGUCACAAAAUGAGGAGCUGAAGAUAAAAGAGAAAAAUCUCAAUGAAAAGUGUCAGAUCUUUGAGAAAACUCAAAAUGAGCUCAAUGUGAGUCGAGCUCAGUGGAGCGUUGAUGCCUACUGUCCUAAACUUAAGAACGUGAGGAAGUGUGAAUCUUGUCAGGAUGCAUGGCUGGUGCAGCAGUCCAGCUGUUAUGAAUAUAAUGAUGCUCCACCUUCUGAGCAGAGAACCUGGGCAGGAGCACGAGACGACUGCAGAGGGAAGAGCUCUGAUCUGGCUGUUGCUGCUGAUGAACAAGAAAGAAAUUAUAUUGUCGAUAGACUGAGUCCUGUUACAGAAGGAAUCAAUGGAUACUGGAUCGGGGUCAGAGCCAGAAACAGGACAUGGAAAUGGAUCAAUGGAACUGACCUGUUCGACCAAGGUUGGGUGGAUCAACCUGCUGCUGAUGGUCAGUGUGUAACGUCUCUCAGCAACAGAGGGUGGAGAUCAGCGAGCUGUAAUGACAAGAAUGGAUGGAUCUGUGAAAAGAAGGCCUUAUUAGUUUAAAAUGGAAAUAUUUGGAAUUUCAGAUCAUUAGAAAAAUGAAAACACAUAAAAGGUCAAAAUGAUAUUUUGUACUUUUCUUCAACUUUGAGGUGCAGCUCAGAUUUGAUCUGCAGUCUGAUGAAUGCCAGCUCAGUUUUGUGAUUAACUUUUUUAAACAUUGAGGUUGAAUAUUUGGAUGCAGCUGAGAGAAAAAGAUGUUUUUGAUUUUUAUUUGAUUUUAUGAACUCACCAUAAGCGUUAAGCGUGUAAUUUAAUCCUUGCUUUAUCCAAAAACAUUCUGGUUUUGGUUGUAAACGAUUGCUUCAUGUUCUCGUGCAAUUAAAGGAACGUUUUAGCUGAAAGUGUUUUUAUUUAAGCAACGAUUAAAGAAGAAGUCGAGCCUGAGGAAAUGUCACCAUACUUUGUGGUUGAAAAUGUGAAAGCACAAACAACCUCUGAGUAUUAAAGUUGUGAAGAGGAAAAAAA
Molecule: messenger RNA, 1629 nt
Organism: Nothobranchius furzeri (turquoise killifish)
Lineage: Eukaryota; Metazoa; Chordata; Actinopteri; Cyprinodontiformes; Nothobranchiidae
Source: RefSeq, a predicted model, not a curated record